Molecule: messenger RNA, 1620 nt
Organism: Eremomyces bilateralis CBS 781.70
Lineage: Eukaryota; Fungi; Ascomycota; Dothideomycetes; Eremomycetales; Eremomycetaceae
Product: Arginase/deacetylase
Exons: 3
Coding region: 289-1509 (406 amino acids)
Molecular function (GO): metal ion binding; agmatinase activity
Source: RefSeq, a predicted model, not a curated record
CACCAGGAUUUCUGUUCCGGUUUACGAGGCUCCAGCUGUUGGUAGGUAAGUAAUUUAAUGCACCUAGCUAAAAUUUACCAUGCAUAGGGCGUGCGUCUUACCUUAUUGAAAUCCAACCAAGAGGUAAACUUCGCUUUCCUGAUAACUAAUUAGGCCUGUCUUCUAGACUCUGUUAGACCGUAGACGGUAUCAGUGGAGCUCGUCGGCUUAUCUCGUCUGAUUUAUUUCAUCGAUUCAUUCACAUUUCCACAUGAUGCUGCAAUAACUUCUUCGUCAAGCUUUUUCAAUAUGCGGUCACUUCGCUUUCUCGACGUCUUUAGUUUUUCGUUGCUGUUCGGCGCGGUUCUGUCACACCAGCAUGGAGAGCCUGGCGAGCAACCAAGUGUAGAACAAUUACACGAGCUGGAAGCAAAAUGGGGGAACGAUUGGGCGUUCUCGGGAAUAUCAACCUUUGCCCAUCUCCCCCACGUUCGGUGUCUUACUACACCGAGCGAGCCAUACGACAUAGCGAUCAUUGGUGUCCCAUUUGAUACCGCUGUCAGCUAUAGGCCCGGCGCCCGCUUCGGCCCACGAGCCAUCCGCGCCGCCUCUGCGCGCCAAACCCCCUUCCGAGGGUUCAACACGCGCGCGAACCUCAACCCGUUCGCCUCCUGGGCCAACAUCCUCGACUGCGGUGACAUCCCCGUCACGCCGUUCGACAACGCCCUCGCGCUGCGGCAGAUGACCGAAGCCUACGUGGAACUCGGCCUGCACCCUGUCACCCCGAAGAACCAAGGGUCGUCCACAGCGUACUACCAGAAACCAAAGCUCAUCAGCCUAGGUGGCGACCACUCCAUCGCGCUCGCCGCCCUGCGUGGCCUGAAAGCCAUCUACGGCGCGCCAGUCGCCGUGGUUCAUUUUGACGCGCACCUGGACACGUGGCACCCGGCGAAGUAUCCGUCCGCGUGGCUCGACCCAGAGGGCCCGGACCAGCAGUCGUUCUUCACGCACGGCAGCAUGUUCUGGACGGCACGGAACGAGGGGUUGAUCGCGAACGGGUCGUCGGUGCACGCAGGGCUGCGGACGCGGUUGUCGGGAAUCGACGAUGAGGAUUAUCAGGACGAUGCGGAGCAGGGGUGGGAGCGCAUUUCGACGGACGAUAUCGAUGAGAUCGGCGUCAAGGGGGUGGUGAAGACGAUCAUGGACCGUGUGGGGACGGAGAUGCCGGUGUAUUUGAGCGUCGAUAUCGAUGUCAUUGAUCCGGGUCUCGCUCCUGGGACGGGGACUCCUGAGCCCGGUGGUUGGUCGACGAGGGAGUUGAUCCAGAUCCUUAGGGGGAUCGAGGGGCUUAAUGUCGUGGGUGCGGAUAUCGUAGAGGUGAGUCCGGCGUACGAUGGGAGCACGGAGGCGACGGCGUUGGCUGGGGCACAAGUGGCAUACGAGAUCUUGACCAGCAUCGUCAAGCGUGGGUUAAUCGAGGGGGGGAAGACCAAGCAGGCGGGUGGAACGGCUUCUCGCGAUGAACUUUGAAGGGGGUGAAGGAAGAGAACAGCAUAACAUAGUGGCCAUUAUACGACAAACUCUGAAUGUUAAAUAACGCCUUAAUUUUAUAGUCGCAUAAACCGAGUUUCUUUGUUCGGA